AUGAGAUUAAGAAUCUUCCGUCCCAGAGUCCCGGGGCUUCAACUCCUUCGUCCAAGGGUACCUGGUAUCCUUCUGAGGCGUCGUCCCUUCCACGCUCUCGCACGUCCAUCGCUUAGACUUCGCGAACGCGUCGGUAGCGUUCGUCGUUAUCUCCGCCAAGAUCAAGGUCCUAAGCAGCCCCGUGAAGAGGAGGAUAAGUUUUAUGAUGCACCGGAAUUUGCGGAAGGCACGGCGUCUUCUGGAUCGUCGGGCAACUCUCAGGGGGAUCAAAGGGGCUUCUACACUAGACUGCGGGAGCGUCUGAGGAACACCAAGGUUGAAUGGUACCCAAUUCCUGUUGGACUUGGAAUUGCCGUUGUUGCUUUUACACAAUAUCGGAAAAUCAGUGACAGAGAGCAUGAGAGAAUUGCUCACGAGGGCACGGAUGGACACGUUGACAUUCAGGGGCCUGCUGGCGAGCGGGUCAGGUCCACUGGACCUUGGCAGGUGUAUGUACUCAGCACACUCCCAUUGAGGGCAAUCUCACGCCUAUGGGGGCGCUUCAACGAGAUUCAGUUGCCUGUUUGGAUGCGUGUUCCCGGUUUCAAGUUGUACGCGUGGGUUUUUGGCUGCAACCUCAAUGAGGUUGGUGAGGCCGACUUGACUACAUACCGUAACCUGGCCGAGUUCUUCUACCGUGAGCUUAAGCCUGGAGUCCGUCCCAUCGACGCUACUGCUGCGAUUGUUUCCCCCGCAGACGGAAAGAUCCUUCACUUUGGUGCAAUCCAAGGACGUCAGGUUGAGCAGGUCAAGGGCUUGACUUACUCUCUUGACGCUCUUCUUGGUUCUGGUGAGCAUCCAUCUCCUGAGCAAAUCGCUUUCGACGCCAGGGAGAACUCGCACAUCAGCGAUUCCGAUUUCGCGACUGUCAACGGAAUCGAUUACACCGUAGACACUCUCCUGGGUGAGGAAGAUCACCAGAAGGCUGAGGCUGGGAUCACCAAGACCGAUGCUUCCAUGCCUGCUGAGCACGAGCAGGCUGCAGAGCAGAUCGUUGCCCAGGAGGUCGCACGCUGCCACGGUAACGGCGAGAAGGUCAAGGAUGGCAACGCUCUCUUCUUCACUGUCGUCUACUUGGCGCCUGGUGACUACCACCGUUUCCAUUCCCCCACCAACUGGGUUGUUGAACGUCGUCGUCACUUUGCUGGUGAACUCUUCAGUGUCUCGCCUUUCCUUGCCCGUCGUCUGGCCAACCUGUUCGUUUUGAACGAGCGUGUCGUGUUGUUGGGUCGCUGGAAGCAUGGUUUCAUGUCGAUGACCCCUGUCGGUGCGACCAACGUCGGAUCUAUCCGCAUUCACUUUGACCGUGAGCUCAGGACCAACACUUGGAGCAAGGAUAAGCCUGUUGGCGUUGCCUACGCAGAAGCUACUUAUGCGAAUGCCAGCAAGGCACUUCGCGGACAGCCAUGCAGGGUCGGUGAGCAGAUGGGUGGGUUCAACCUGGGAAGUACCGUCGUUCUUGUCUUUGAGGCGCCCGUCGACUUCCAGUUCAAGAUUGAGGCUGGCCAGAAGGUGAAGAUGGGACAGGCUAUUGGUGUUACACCAGAACAUUAG
Molecule: messenger RNA, 1593 nt
Organism: Saitoella complicata NRRL Y-17804
Lineage: Eukaryota; Fungi; Ascomycota; Saitoellomycetes; Saitoellales; Saitoellaceae
Product: phosphatidylserine decarboxylase
Exons: 2
Coding region: 1-1593 (530 amino acids)
Biological process (GO): phosphatidylethanolamine biosynthetic process
Cellular component (GO): mitochondrion
Molecular function (GO): phosphatidylserine decarboxylase activity
Source: RefSeq, a predicted model, not a curated record